AUGGAAGAAACGGAACCGGCUCCUUCCGAGCUGCUGCCUCGUCAGCCAAACCACCCUGCACGGCACAUCCGAGCGCCUUCCUGUCUGCACGAGCCCAGCUGGGAGCCCUGCUCCUCCUCUGCUGCCACUUUCAUCUGCAAUCACUGGGCCACCAAGGCCUGUGCCCAUGCCCUGAGUGCUGGCCUGCAGCCAGCUCACCGAGCACCCAGCACCGCUCUGCGUCCCCAGCACCGCUCUGUGUCCCCAGCACCGCACACCCAGCACCGCUCUGCGUCCCCAGCACCGCACACCCAGCACCGUUCCGAUCACGCAUCACCGCCCGGUACCCCCAGCACCGUGCACCGCGCACCCCCCCGCACUGCGCACCGAGCAUCCUCCGCCGCUCCGCGCCCCGUUCGCUUCGCCCGCGCCACCCACCGAGCCCCGAGCCGGUACCAGGCGGCGCCCGCCGGUAGCAGGGACCGCCCGCCGCGCAGCCCGGCCGCUGCCACCUGCCAGCCGGCGCGGCCGGGGGGACAAACGGCAGGGACACAGGCGCGGUACCCGGGCCGGGCCGGGCCGGUUCCCGCGCCGCCCCCGGUGCCCCCCGCACUCACCGGGGCCGCCGCCGGCCCGGAGCGGCGCGAGACGCGGCGACGUCACGCGCACGCGGGGCCGGGAUCCCCGCCCGCCGCUCCGCGCGUGCGCCGCGCGCGCCGGGCACCGGGCGGCACCGGGGGAACCGAGCCCGGGAGCGACCCCGAGCCCGUGUCCCUGCCCGUGCCCGUGCCGGUGCUGCUGCCCGCGCCGGUACCGGCCGUGGCCGCGCAGCCGUCCCCGCGAGUUGCCGGGAGCGCUCCGCGCCGCGCUGCCCGCGGCCUCACCGUUAUCCCCGGUCCCCGCCCCGGUCCCGCUGCUGCCUCUGUGCAGCGCUCGGCAGCGCCGCCGUCACUGCCGGCGCUGUAA
Molecule: messenger RNA, 945 nt
Organism: Vidua chalybeata
Lineage: Eukaryota; Metazoa; Chordata; Aves; Passeriformes; Viduidae
Product: translation initiation factor IF-2-like
Exons: 2
Coding region: 1-945 (314 amino acids)
Source: RefSeq, a predicted model, not a curated record